AGACGUUGUCAUAGUAACGGUAAUCCAACGUCAUUUCCUCUCAUUUAAAAACCCUCGAGCCAUCAGUAGAAGUGUAGCCUGAGGUAAAAAAAAAAAAAAAAAGUGCAAGUAAUGAUUGUUGCUCCCCCUCACCAAACAAACCUGAGGUCGACCUCCAUCCAUCUGAAUGAGAAAAAAGGUGGAGUUUUUGAAUUUACAUCCCUGAGAACUCCGGGCGUUUGGAUGGUAUGGCUGAGUCGAACAGCGCGAGUUCUCCUCACACGACACCGAACGGGUCCAGUCGCCAUGAGAAGAGUUUGGGUCUCCUCACGGUCAAGUUCGUUACUCUGCUUCAAGAGGCCAAAGACGGAGUGCUCGAUCUCAAAGUGGCUGCAGACAGUUUGGCAGUCAAACAGAAGAGGAGAAUCUACGAUAUCACCAAUGUUCUGGAAGGCGUUGGGCUCAUCGAAAAGAAGACCAAAAACACCAUUCAGUGGAAAGGGGAGAGUUCAGGCUGCCAGUCUCAGGAAGUUCUUGAGCAGGUAGAACUUCUCAAGGCAAAUAUUGCUGAUCUGGAGAUUCAAGAGAGAGAACUGGACAUGCAGAAAGUGUGUCUGCAACAAAGCAUCAAACACCUGAAUGAAGACUCCUCCAGCUGCAGAUACAGCUACGUGACACAUGAGGACAUAUGUGAUGCAUUCAGUGGGGAUACUCUUUUAGCUGUCAUGGCACCAUCAGGAACACAACUUGAGGUCCCAGUGCCUGAGAUGGGCCAAAAUGGUCAGAAAAAGUACCAAGUGAACUUGCGAAGUCACUCGGCUCCCAUCCAGGUGAUGCUGAUAAACCGAGAGACGAGCUGCUCCAAGCCUGUGGUUGUCCGUGUCCCACCUGUAGAUGACAUUUCUGCCAUGCCGACUCCUCCUAAUACUCCAGCAGGGGUGCAGAGGUUCCCCAUUUCUUCAGCAGAGCUCUGUGACCUAAAGCGUGGGCCGCUCAAAAGCCCCACUGCUGAGCACCAACUCACACAGUCCUCCACGUCCCCCGACGAGCACAUGGAAUGCAAUUCUGAGUCCCCUGUCAGUCAGUGUUUGUUGAUGCAGGGGUCACUAGGUGGUCCUGAAGAACAGCAGAGGGAGAUGGGGGGUCAGGAUCUGCAGUCCAUGUUUGAAGAAACGAGAGAUGAGAGAGAAGGAGUUUCUAACCUCAUUGAUGAACUGAUGUCUUCAGAUGUUUUCCCCCUGUUAAGACUUUCACCCAACCCUGGUGUGGAUUACAAUUUCAACCUUGAUGACAACGAGGGAGUCUGUGACCUUUUUGAUGUGCAGAUUCUUAAUUAUUAAAGCAUGAUUCAUGCCACACCAGUCCACACUUGCUUUCAUAGGACAAAAUGAGGUAAUGAGCCCCCCCCACACACACUGCCAACGGCUGCAUUCCUGCCUCAGCGCCUGCUCCUUGAACCUUGGCUUGCACUCAGUUUCACAUUCAUUUACAUUUCAUCCUUCGCUUGGGUUCUUAAAACCUUAGUGUUGUCCUCUCUUCCCUCAACUGUGACUGUUUCAGAGAAACAGACAGGAAAGAUAAACCCCUCCCACCUGUACUUUAGACACCUGUGUGUGUGUGUUGUCUUUCUGUUUGAUACAGUUAUUAGUUUGCUUUCAGUGUUGUGACUUCGCUCAUUGUUCCUAAUGAGUGAUGGUGUAAUUCAAUGGGGUGAAUGGAGGGCAGUUGAAUGUAAUCUGAGGAAUUAAAACCACCCAAACAUGACACACACUAUGUUUUGGUUGUACACUUGUUGGAA
This is a messenger RNA of Carassius carassius (crucian carp), 1777 nucleotides long. It is a transcript of the gene e2f5, whose product is annotated as E2F transcription factor 5. Bases 228 to 1319 code for a protein of 363 amino acids. The transcript is spliced from 8 exons. Gene Ontology annotation, biological process: regulation of transcription by RNA polymerase II. Gene Ontology annotation, cellular component: RNA polymerase II transcription regulator complex. The record is from RefSeq and is a predicted model, not a curated record. NCBI's taxonomy places the organism in Eukaryota, Metazoa, Chordata, Actinopteri, Cypriniformes, Cyprinidae. Gene Ontology annotation, molecular function: RNA polymerase II cis-regulatory region sequence-specific DNA binding; DNA-binding transcription factor activity, RNA polymerase II-specific; protein dimerization activity.